AAAAUGCGGGCAAUUAUUUCGGUUGCUAAGUCGAUUCUGGGCAAUCGACGUGGCGACGACGAGAGUCUCUACACUGGCGCUGGACCUGCCGGAUCGGGAGCUUCCCACUCGUUUCGUGUCUAUAUUCAUGGAAAUCGCAAGAAAAAUGAGCUCGUUCAUGCCUGGCUUCGCGUGACCCGAACCACAAUCACGCUGGAGAUCUCGAAAAAGGAAUGCCUAGUAUGGCCGCUGCCACUGAUCCGCCGAUACGGAUACACUUCUGCCGGAAUUUUCUUCUUCGAAUCUGGAAGACGGUGCGAGUCUGGAGAGGGAAUGUUCACGUUUCAGAGCAAAAAAGCUGAUGAGAUAUUUCAGCUCAUCCAAUCACUGAUAGAAGAGUUCGCCAACACGUCAAUGGAGAAACAGAAUAUGGAAAAUAGUUUCCGGUACCAGCGACAGCAAUCCGUACCGAUCAGCUCUCGGAGAAUGUCAAAUACGAGUAAUACGUCAUCGGUUUUCGGCCUGAAGUACUCAUCGCCUCCACUGAUGCCUAUCCCAUCGGCUCGUGACCGUAAUUCGAAUACAUCGCUCGCCUCGAAUUUUUCAAUUCGAAACGGGUCUCACACCGUCCGUCCGAUGCCUUCCUCAGUUCAGAGAUUCCGAAGUGAAGUUUUUGCAGGAAUGAAUUCGGAAGUGCUGACGUCAUCGAUGAACUCGUCGGGAUUCAACGACUCGAUCGGCUAUCACUCGUAUCACAGAUCUUCGUUUGAUCCCAGGAGUGGAAGGAUCAAUACGCCGAUGCGGCCGAGAAGCGUCACCGACACAUCAGACUACGCGGACGAGUCAUCAUCAUACGGAUAUCCCAGCAGUCAUCACCAUCAUUUGCCACACGACAGUUUCCACGCAUUGAAUAAUAGUGUUGGAAUGGGCGGUGGUGGUGCCACACGUGGAAGCAAACUUCUCGGCAAUAUUGUUACGGAACGCACAAAUCCAAAAGCCUCCGGGAUUUCCAAUGGAAUUCUGCCACCUUACAUUAAUAUUUCACCAAAAGAAGUCCCCUCCUCAUCCCGACACCACUACUACGCCGCCACGUCAUCAUCAUCAAUGACAGCAUCGGCGGCUUCUGAAGUGUCGGCUGCACUUUCAGCGAUGAAUCGUGACAUUUCCUCUGGCUCCGGCUCUUCCACGGCUGCUUCAGCCACCGCCACCACGUCAUCAAAACUGCCACGUUGCACGCCACCGCCCGUCUCGAACCGGCAGCUAAAACGGUAUGCAAUGGUACCGGGAACAUCCAUGUCGAAGCGUCGAAUCUCACGGGAAGACGCGAAACGGGCGUUCCUGUCGAGUGAUCCACGUGUCGGACACGUCAUUGAUGAUCCGAGAUAUGCGGCUGUGAAUGUGGAGGCUGAUGAGAAUUAUGCGAAUUUACGCGAUAUUCAGACUGACAAAAUCAUGCGUGGAAUCGACGUGGAAACCCUCACCAACCUACACACAACCACUGAACCAUCUCCCCCACUGCCACGUCAUCACCAGAUUCAGGCCUCCACCACCGCCGGUGCCACGUCAUCAUCAUUAUCUGCUGCUGCUGGAACAAGAGGAACACUAAAACCGUCGAAUGGCCUAAUGACCGCCCGUGCGGCGACGGCUUCUCCCCUGCCACGUCUCAACUAUGCACAAAUUGUUCCGGUGCAUGAUGAUGGAGUUGUGCCGGAUAGGGAGAGCCGAUGCUCAUCGGUCGGCCGCUUCUUCGACAUCAACUACGCUCAAAUGGAUGCGGAUCGGACACAGGCUUUGAAGGGAACACUCCGACAGAAAAAGGAGUGAUUAUCGAUUAAUUCUGUUAUUUUUAUCGAUUUUAUUUUAUUUUUUAUCCUAUUUUUCCGUCCCACACCCAGUCUUACAAAAAAAACCGAAAAUUACGAUUUUUUCUGAGAAAAAACCGCUAAAAAAUCGAAAAUUAUCGAUUUUUUCAGAAAACGAAUUAUCUGAAAAUCGAUGAAAUUUGAAACAAAAAAGUUUGACCACAGCUGGGUGUCGAAUCCCGGACCUAUUGCGUACCAGUCAUACCUCUUACCGACUGCGCCAAAAGUUCAAGAUUUUGAAAAUUUUCCAAAAAUCGAUUUUUUCUGUAAUCACCAUGUUCUGGCAUCUUAAGCAGUGCCGAAAAAUCUGAAAUUUUCGAUUUUCUACAAAAAACAAGAAAAAUUUUAAAAACGCCAAAAAAUCGAAAAGUUUUGAUUUUUUUGUUUCGAACAAACCGGUAUUUUAUUGUUGAAAAUUCGAACAUUUUUGAUUUUUUCUUUGAAAAAUCGAUUUCCCCCCCCCCCCAGUGACACUGCACUAUUUCAUGUAAAUACGGAACCCACGCACCAGUCUCCUAAAAUAAUAUCUAUUUGUUCUUCUAUUUUUACCCAUAUUUCUAUAUAUUUUUCUACCACCACACCCCAACAACAUCGCCGUCUCUCUCUCUCUCAAAAACCCCAUCAAAAAUUUAUUGGCUUCCCGUAGUUUUUGAUCCCCGAAACCUCCCUCUCCAAAGUGGGGCGUGGUCUCGGCGGCCCCGCCCCCAAAUGUCCACCAAUUCGUUUGUUUCAUCCUUUUUUAUCGCCAUCCCCCAACCAGUUUUUUGUCAACGUGUAUCAUUUUUUUGAUUUUAUUGCCACGUCAUCACCAUCUCCUCGAUUAUUGAUUUUUUGAGAUUUUUAGGAGCCAAUUUUUUGUGCUAUAUAUUGAACUCUGAUAUGAUGAAUGAAUUAUUUGAAUUGGC
This is a messenger RNA of Caenorhabditis elegans, 2746 nucleotides long. RefSeq names its product IRS-type PTB domain-containing protein (gene rog-1). The transcript has 9 exons. Gene Ontology annotation, cellular component: membrane. The record is from RefSeq and is marked reviewed. Lineage: Eukaryota; Metazoa; Nematoda; Chromadorea; Rhabditida; Rhabditidae. Bases 4 to 1803 code for a protein of 599 amino acids.